Molecule: messenger RNA, 490 nt
Organism: Diversispora eburnea
Lineage: Eukaryota; Fungi; Glomeromycota; Glomeromycetes; Diversisporales; Diversisporaceae
Source: the annotation of a GenBank genome assembly
CUCUUUACCACCAGUUAUCAGUGAUUUUAUAACUGAUUUUCUUUUUAAUCGGGUUGAUGCACAAGCAUUCGUCUAUGGGAUGAUGCAUCAGGGAUUUUAUUAUAGUUUAUUUAAUGAUUAUGAUGAUAAUUCAAAGAGCUGUACUGCUAAUAGUUUAGUUGAGAAAGUCGAAAAAUGGAACAAUCCUAUACCUGUAAAUAUUUGGCUUACUGGUCAUUCGCUUGGUGGUUCUUUAGCUCAAGCAUUUUAUGCAAGAUUAAUUAAGAUCCAAAGUUCUCUUGGUAAAAAAAUCGUUGUCCGUGAUGCCGUUGUUUUUGGGUCACUAACUUUGGGUGAUCUUGAUUUUGCAUCUUCAUUCCAUGGCAUGUUAAAUUUAAAAACGAACGAACAUAGAACCCUUUGGCGAAUCAUCGGUGAUGAUGACGUUGCCGCUAGAGUACCACCAAGACAUUUACUUAAACGAUUUCGUCAAUAUGUUACAAAGGAGGAU